Messenger RNA from Salvelinus sp. IW2-2015, 1386 nucleotides. NCBI's taxonomy places the organism in Eukaryota, Metazoa, Chordata, Actinopteri, Salmoniformes, Salmonidae. The record is from RefSeq and is a predicted model, not a curated record.
CACUUGGAGACUAGUCAGGAUCGAGGGAAAGAUGAACAGAGCAAAGUACAGAGAGAUCCUUGAUGAAAACCUGCUAAUAUUAAGGGACCAAAAUACCCCCAGAAAUCUCACAAUUGAUAAGUACAGUAGGUGCCAAAAUGUCCUUUCUGCCGGUGCUGCCUCGCCCUAAAAAAUAAUACAUUAUAAAUGUUUCAUAAUAGUUGAUCAAUGCUUAUUCAUGGAAGUUGUUAUUCAGUGAUAACAGCGUUGAUUGAAUAUGGAGACGGAGUCUUUGUGGUCGAAUGGAGGGAAAAGAGAUGGUUUAAAAAGGUGUUAAAUAAUGGAUCUAUUUUACUGUUUUAAUCUUUAAACUCUAUUCAUGCAAUAUUACUGUAUUAUUGGUACCUAGGGAUGCAAUAUUACUGUAUUAUUGGUACCUAGGGAUGCAAAAUUACUGUAUUAUUGGUACCUAGGGUUGCAAUAUUACUGUAUUAUUGGCACCUAGGGUUGCAAUAUUACUGUAUUACUGCUACCUAGGGUUGCAAUAUUACUGUAUUAUUGGUACCUAGGGUUGCAAAAUUACUGUAUUACUGCUACCUAGAGUUGCAGCAUUACUGUAUUACUGGUACCUAGGGUUGCAAUAUUACUGUAUUAUUGGUACCUAGGGUUGCAAUAUUACUGUAUUACUGCUACCUAGGGUUGCAAUAUUACUGUAUUACUGCUACCUAGAGUUGCAGCAUUACUGUAUUACUGCUACCUAGGGUUGCAAAAUUACUGUAACUUUCACCAAAUUAGCUGGAUUUCCUGCUUUUCCCCCUCAUAAUUCCAGGAAUCUUCCAACCAGGAAAUGUUGGUAAAGUUUUGCAACCCUACUGUUACCACAUGAAUGUUUUUCCAACACCAACAGGCGCUGGGAUUUGAUCCCAGAGCGGACGACUACAUUCUCAAAGCCAUCGGAAUAUUUGGUGGAUUUUACCUGCUGUUCUUCACAGAGAAAGUACUGAAGAUGGCACUAAGAACAGAGCAUGAGCAUGGCCACAGUCACUUCUCUCCUCCAGGUCAGCGGAGGCAGAACUCUCUCCAGAACGGAGAUGUGUCUGAGAAGAAAGAGUCUAUCACCAUGACUACGUGUACCAUCAGCACCAUCAGUACAGACAACACCAGCCCAGACCCUCCAGUAUCAUCCACAGAACCACCUGCUCAGUUCCCAGAGAUGAACGCCGUGAUGAAUGAACAGGACGGGUCGACGGCGACCAAUGUUAUCUUCUUCCUGAUCCAGAACGCCGGGCUGCUCACCGGGUUCGCUAUCAUCUUGCUCAUCACCAUGUUCGUCGGUGAGAUCAACCUGGGUUAGAGCCAAUGCCGUAGCUAUAGUAACACUAGAUGACUGACAGGAGGGGGGGGGGG